UUGCCAUGGUAACCGUUACAACAACUGUGGCAGCAACAGAUGCUAGUCCACCUCUCCACAACUAAAAGUUAAUGAUUUCAGCUUCCAGACACACUUUUGAUAUCACAAUUAAAAGGAAAAAUGGCAGCUAAUUUACAGGCACAACACGAGACGCAGAGCGGAGUUUACACGUUUUCCAGCCGUCCGCGUGCGGUUCCCAACCGCCCCAAAUACAGAGCCGAUCCGCUGCUAAAUGAAGAAGAGAGCAGUUAUGGAAACAUCAUGUAUGACCGACGUGUUGUCAGAGGAAAUACAUAUGCUCAACAUAUCCUACCCAUUACAUCUCAGCCCGAUCCAGUGGAGUUCCUGAGACAGCAGGAGGUCAGAAGAAGAGCGAUGUCCAGAAAACGGAUGAAGGAGCAGUUUGGCCCCAAAACACCAGAACCACUAGAGGGCAGAAAGAACAUAGAUUUGCAGACAGAGAUGUAUCUGGAAGAGCUGAGCGAUCGUGUAGAGGACGUCAGCGUGGAAUGCCAAACAGACAUGUUCCUGGACAAACCAGCCACUCCCCUCUUCGUCCCAGCCAAAACCGGACGCGAUGCAGCCACACAGAUAGAAGAGGGAGAGCUGUUUGAUUUUGACAUGGAGGUCCGGCCCGUGCUGCAGGUGUUGGUGGGGAAGACGAUAGAGCAGGCAUUGCUGGAAGUGCUGGAGGAGGAGGAGCUGGCUAACCUGAGGGCCCAGCAGCAGACAUUCAAGGAGAUCCGUGACGCUGAGCUGGUGGAGGUGCAGAGGCUAGAGGAGAGGGAACGGCGCCUCCGUGUGGAGAAGGAGAACCGGAUAAAGCAGCAGAAGGCAGUGCUGGAAAAAGAGAAGGAGACAGCAGAUAAAAUUGCUGCCAGAGCAUUUGCUCAACAGUAUUUGUCUGACUUGUUGCCCUCAGUCUAUUCCAAUCUGAGGGAUUGUGGGUACUUCUAUGACCCUGUGCAGAGAGAUAUCGAGACCGAAUUCCUCCCUUGGCUGAUGGAAGAAGUCAGCAAUACUUUAGAACAGAGAUAUGUAGCAAGAACAGUGCUUGACAUGCUCAUUCAAGAUGUCACUAACCAAAGAUCUGAGGCCUUUCAGAUGAAAGAAUGAAUGAUUUCCAUUAGAGGUAAACAGGAUGAAACAUUUAAUCACUCUAACACAUUUGUCAAAUUAAAAUCUGUUUAUGUAAUGUCAGUUUAAUUAAAUAGUUGAGGCGAAGAAUUAACCUUAUAGUCUAUUCUCAUUUCAGGUCAUACCAGGAAACCAGAAAGAUGCUGGAAAAUAGUAAAGGGUUCACACAUUCUUUAUAAAAAUCUAAUUAAUAUUCAUGUCAUUAUA
Rhinichthys klamathensis goyatoka is the source of this 1344-nucleotide messenger RNA. RefSeq names its product radial spoke head 3 (gene rsph3). The transcript is spliced from 8 exons. The record is from RefSeq and is a predicted model, not a curated record. NCBI's taxonomy places the organism in Eukaryota, Metazoa, Chordata, Actinopteri, Cypriniformes, Leuciscidae. Gene Ontology annotation, cellular component: cilium. The coding region runs from base 121 to 1116 and encodes 331 amino acids.